AAAGCACGAAGGCACUUGAAUACUGCGCAUUUUCAAUGCAAUUGGACGAAGUUGCUCUGGUGAUUUCUGAUGGAAUGUAUGCCUAUGGUCACAUUGGGAGGGCUCCUGAUAUUCCCCCAGACGCAACAGUGAUCUAUGAAAUCCAGCUGCUUGAUGUUAGAAAUGCUCCGGACCCAAAAGAGCUGUCACCUUCAGACUGCAUACGGAUCUGUAAGCAGAAACGAGAGCGUGGCAACUACCACUUCCAGAGAGGUGACUACCAUAGCGCUGUAAAGUCAUACAACCUUGCACUGGACUUCCUGAAUAUUUCCACAGAACUUAAACCCAAUGCUCAGGAAGCAGAAGAGCUCCAGGAAGAUGGGCUAAAAUGUCUCAAUAACUUGGCAGCUGCCCAGCUUAAGUUGAAGCUCCAUGAAGAGGUGAUUGCUUCCAGCAAUGCUGUGCUGCACCUAGAUCCCAACAACGUGAAGGCGUUGUUCAGGAAAGGAAAGUUAUUAGCAGAACAGGGUGACUACGAGGGAGCAAUGGAGACACUCAAGAAAGCACUGAAACUUGAACCCGGCACAAAGAUGUCUGUUCAUUACCAGGCCAUUCAUGCAGAACUUUCCAAAUUAGUUAAGAAACAGACUGGCCAGACACAAUCCCUGAAGGAAAAAGACAGAAAUUGGCAGAAAAGAGCAGCGAAACCCUUGACAUCUCUUCCCACUGCACAAGAGUCUUCCCCGGCUGUCCCAUGGAAAUGGCUUUUUGGAUCUGUGAUGGUGGCCGUUGGAUGCGUGGUCACCACCAUUGUGUUGGCAGCAAGAAACUGAACUACAGCAGGUGGACAAGGACACACAAUGGCCAGAGAACUAUAAGUGUCCAAUUCUGAAGAGCUUGUUCUUGGACAAUACCAACAUGUAUCCAUUCUUCUUGACAGGAAGAGGUAAAAUAUGUCAAGAAAUGGAGUUGAGGAAUGGUGAGGUUGAGCAAUGGUAAAACUACAUUUUCAAAUCUCAGUACAGAUUAUGAUCAAUUAGGGCAGGGGUUCCUAAACUUUUUUUAUGCCAUGGACCAAUACCAUUAAGCAAGGGGUUCAUGAAACCCAGGUUGGGAACCCCUGAAUUAGGGUAUAGAAUCUUUUAAAUUGCUCCUAACUUCAAUGGUGAGGCUACUUCAUGUAUUUUGUUUACUUAUCAGCAAUCAGUACAAUCUAUAAAAAUGUCAAUGAUAUUAAACAGAAAUUAUUUACUAGAUUACUGCAUUCUGCAUUGCACUAGUAAAAUUACACAAAUAUUUAAAAAAACACCAACAGUCCAUUUUAACAAUGACCUCCAUUGGAUACCAGUCUAUUAAAGUAGGUAUUUAGUGCCACUGGAAAUUUUCAAGCAUACAGUGUGUGAUUGCUUUGAGAGUUCCCAAUCAUUCUACAUUUAAUAGGACUUACAGUUAAGAAACCUUAGAGUUAUUUUCUAAUGCUGUAAGCUAGAAAGGCUCUUUUAGAAUGUAAGAUUCCAUGAGCACAGUUUGUUGAGAUGUUUUCAAUGUUAUCCUUGUUCAAACAAGAGAGUCAUAUGCCAAUAAUCAUGGGCAAUUGUAGCAUUUCAUUCUGCGGUCGGUGGGAGUGGAAGAGGAAUUGUGUAAAAGAACCAUUUAUUCAUGAAUCUCAUGCUUGUUCUGUACAGCUAUUUCAUGUUUUCAGGUACAGAAGGCCAAAUGUUAAUGUAAUAAUCGGCACUCUGCAAUUUUAAACUGUGGUAGAGUAGGUAGACAAGGAGGUAAUCGGUUCCCCUGAGGACCUUCUUUCCAUUGGACACUUUAACACGUAAUUGAUGAAUCCAUUAAACAGUGGAAAAUAAAAGAGCUUUUAUCUAAUUUGUGUAAUUGCAUUUAAUAUCAGGGUUUCAGAAACCUAUUUUAUUUGGGUAAGUAUGUAUUGUUUAUUUUCAUUAAAUGCACAGCUAGAUGAGACUAAGUAAGUAAGAAUGACUAAGUAAGGUGUGUGAGUGGGCAGUGGAGGCGGAUUCUCUCACAAUAUUUAAGAAUUAUCUAGUCAAGCACUUGACUACAAAGGCACAGAAGGCUAUGGACCAAGUACUGAAUCAAUACAGAUGGAUGCUUGAUGAUAGUCAAUGGCAUGGUGGGCCAGGAGGUUUGUUUCUGCUCUGUAUGGCUUAAUGACUCCAUAGAGUUUUGAUUAAUAUUAACAAGUAAAUUAGAAUAUUAAUCAUACAACAUAUGAGACAAUCGUUGGGUACUUACUAACAAUUUUGCAAAGACACUGAUGCAACAUCAAUAACUCUCGGAGACGUGAGGCGAGAUAGGCUUUUAUUAGCUGGAAGAAAGCACUGUCAGCAGCAAGAGACCAUCACACAACAUCCUGGAGACAGAGGGAGGAGCAGUGCCUCCAAUUGCCUUUAUACCGGGGUCUGUGGGAGGAGCCACAGGAGCAGUCAGCGGAGGGGCUUGUCCAGACAGGUAAAUGUAGUUUACCACAGACACCAAGGCUGCAACAGGAAAUUUUCAAUGUACAAGAUCUAUUUCAGUUCCUAUCCCCAUUUUCCAAAGCAACACCAGUGACAGACAGUUGUGCAAAGAGAGAGCUGUACCCACGAUUUUCUAACACAACUGAGAAACUGCUGUCAUUAAAACUUGGUUGACA
Messenger RNA from Hypanus sabinus (Atlantic stingray), 2641 nucleotides. It is a transcript of the gene fkbp16, whose product is annotated as FKBP prolyl isomerase 16. The transcript has 7 exons. Bases 36 to 812 code for a protein of 258 amino acids. Gene Ontology annotation, molecular function: protein binding; peptidyl-prolyl cis-trans isomerase activity. The record is from RefSeq and is a predicted model, not a curated record. NCBI's taxonomy places the organism in Eukaryota, Metazoa, Chordata, Chondrichthyes, Myliobatiformes, Dasyatidae.